AUCGGGAUAAUAAACUUGUUGCUGCAAUCGCAUGGAAAAAUUCUAUCUAAAUUACAGCUCUUAGAAUUAGCUUAUACAAUUACUGUUUUUCAUUGCAUACCUUUGGGCAUUUGAGUAUUAAUUCAAGAUACUCUCAAUAAACUCAAAUUUAUCAGUAUGUUGAGUAAUAAGCUAGACUGAGUGAGUGAGAACCACGCAAACGUUUAUUUUGUACUUCUUAUCUCUGGGGCUGAGGCAGAGAACUUAUUUUAAGUUCUCUGGCUGAGGUUAGUUAACAAAAUCAGCGAUCACUCAGUUGCGAAUAAACCUCUUACUAAUUUACUCAGCACUCGUGCGUACCGGAUCGAUCGUUUGUUUGUUGAUUUGUUCGUCGCGUAUUUUGUUUGAGUUCUUGUCGCCAAAUUUUGAGCUUUGUACCGCCAUAGCCGCGUCAAGACCAUUUGUUUGUGUGAUUACAUUUUAAAACAAUAUCUGCCUUUGAAUAUUUUUGUUGCUGUGCGUCAGCCCAUAAUUUUUAUCGCUUCGUUUUUGGCAAAUAUUUUGGCAUUUAUUUACAUUUUAUAAUAGAAUAUUCGUGGCGGUUAAGGGGGAGUGUGCACACACCUACAAACAAACAAGUAAGAACUGAACCUGUUUGAUCUUCUUAUAUUUGUUUACGAGUGUGAUCAGCUGUGAAUAGUUUUUAGACUCCAACAUGGUACUGCUGGGAAAAUUAGCAAUUGUUACAGGCGCUGGUUCUGGCAUUGGGCGCGCCACCUGUCGAGUGCUAGCAAGAGAGGGUGCUCGAGUGAUCGCAGCUGAUCAUAAUUUUAAAGCCGCUACGCAAACAGCCAGAGAUAUUGGAAUCGAUCAUGUUGUUGCAUUGGAGGUGGAUGUGGCUUCAAUGGAGAGUGUGACUAAGGCGGUUGCUGCUUCCAUUGCGCAAUUCAAGCAACCACCUUCGAUUGUCGUCAAUUCGGCAGGUAUUACACGUGAUGGCUACCUGCUCAAGUUGACCGAGAAGGACUAUGAUGAUGUGUACAAGGUGAAUUUGAAAGGCACUUUUAUGAUGGCUCAACAAUUUGCGCGCGCCAUGAUUGAGCAUCAUAUACGUAACGGAAGCAUUAUAAAUAUAUCGAGUAUUGUGGCACGCAUUAGUAAUCCUGGCCAAGCUAAUUAUGCUGCGACAAAAGCUGGUGUCAUUUCACUUACUGAAAUUGCGGCCAAGGAGUUCGGAAAGUUUGGCAUACGCGUAAACGCGAUAUUGCCUGGCUUCAUUAAUACGCCCAUGGUUGAAGUGGUACCGGAUAAGGUUAAGGAAGAUGUUUUGCGCCGUUGUCCAAUGGGUCGUCUGGGUCGGCCGGAGGAAAUCGCAGAAGUCAUUGCAUUCCUAGCGUCUGAAAAGUCAUCGUAUGUGAAUGGCUCAGCGAUUGAGGUAACCGGUGGAUUAAAAUAAACAAAAUGUGAUAGAGCUUUCAAUGCUUAUUGAAACAUUUCGAAAUUAUAAAACUUUCCAGUUAUGAAGCGUUCUUCAGUAAAGUGUCUAAAAUGCAGAAAAUUUUCUGUUAAAGAGAUAUUCUAAAUUGAUAUACUUGUACAUGUAAGAAUCGUGCAUUUAUUGUUCUUAAUUUUUAGUAUCAAAAUUUUAAAUAAAUUAUCCGUUGAUGUGUUAUUAA
Bactrocera oleae (olive fruit fly) is the source of this 1655-nucleotide messenger RNA. RefSeq names its product (3R)-3-hydroxyacyl-CoA dehydrogenase. Gene Ontology annotation, molecular function: oxidoreductase activity. The record is from RefSeq and is a predicted model, not a curated record. Lineage: Eukaryota; Metazoa; Arthropoda; Insecta; Diptera; Tephritidae.